Mya arenaria is the source of this 8413-nucleotide messenger RNA. RefSeq names its product rapamycin-insensitive companion of mTOR-like. Gene Ontology annotation, cellular component: TORC2 complex. Lineage: Eukaryota; Metazoa; Mollusca; Bivalvia; Myida; Myidae. Gene Ontology annotation, molecular function: protein serine/threonine kinase activator activity. Bases 22 to 5634 code for a protein of 1870 amino acids. The transcript has 34 exons. Gene Ontology annotation, biological process: positive regulation of phosphatidylinositol 3-kinase/protein kinase B signal transduction; TORC2 signaling. The record is from RefSeq and is a predicted model, not a curated record.
CCAACUGUCAUAUUGCCGAACAUGGCGUCGGCUAUGGCCCGACAGCAAAGUGGGACAAGAUUUCGAAGUAGUAGAUUUAGAGGAAGACACGGAAGUGGUGAAGAAAAUGUUCAUUUGAAUCCCAAGAAAGAUCCAGCAGAAAAUGUUAAGGAAGUACUGACGUAUGCAGUGAAACAAUCUUCCUAUUCUAAAGCCAAAAAGCUAGGGUAUUUAAAUGCAUUUGUUCGGCUUAUUGACAAGUGUGGGGACAACGAAAAGCUUGGAUUGCCUCUGCAUGAUAUAUUUAUUUGUUUAAGUGUGAACUUGAUCCAUGCUCCAAAAGAGGUGCGUGCAGGAACAUUGCGGGUCAUUAAACACUUAAUCACAGAUGAGACCUCACUACAAGUAUUGACAGAUCUGCACCUAGAUGUAUACAUGGCUAGAGCUCUUGACAUAUGUCUGGAGAAUGAGGUUGAGAGAAUUCAUGCACAGAAGCUUGUCCGGAAGCUGGUGGUCACGGUGGCGAGCAAGGUUCCACGCUCUCUGAUCCACCCCCUCGUUGCCAUUGGCAGCGAUGGUAACAGUGAGAGGGACAGGAUGGUCAGAGCAUCAAUGGCAUGCCUCUGUGAGCUCACGUACUCAAACCCUGAUCUAGUUGCCCACUGUGGGGGAAUCAGCAUGCUGCUACGAAAGAUCCUUGACUGUCCCCAGUACCCGCGCAUCAACGAGUCGAUCGUGGCCACCAUACUUCACCUAAUCAACUAUCCUGCCACACGACACUUUGUGCGCUUCAGUACAGAUCUUGAGCAACUGAUAGCACCAUUUACAGACUGCCAUUUUAGCUACACAGGAGAGGCAACAGACCAAACAAAGGAGGAUCGGGAGAGCAGGUUUGCGGCCAGUCGUAUGGCGAUUGUUACAGUGAUGAGGUCCUGGCCAGGCAUUAUCCGCUUCUGUCGGCCUGACGGGGCAGGCCUCCAGUCCCUUGUGGGCAUCCUGUACCUGCCCUUUCAGGAAAUCAGACAAGCAGUUGUUGAGCUGAUAUUUGAGUUAUUUCGACUACCUUUGCCGGACUGGACAGAAGAUUUCACCGAGGCCCUUAUCAGUAUUGAUCCAUCCAAAAUGCGGGAAAAUUGGCAUCUAACUGAAGGUUUUGUGGCCAAUGAAGGAAAGUCCAUAUUGCCAAAUACAGCAUCAAUCAGGCCCAACCUGGUAGACAAUCAUAUAGCCCUGUUGUUAGCAGCCUGGAUUGGAGCUGGAGUCCUUGAUGCCUUGGUUGAAGUGAUCAUAACUGAGACAAAUGAACUGUUUGUCAGAGCUGUCAUACUGCUGGGGGAACUUUUAUACAUGGCGAACCAGUUGAUGCCAGCAGAAUGCAGCAACCACAGUCACUACCUGCCCACCCUGAUGGCACUAGCAUCCUCCUUUGACAUAGACAACUCUCAAAGAUUGCAAGCAAGUAUAGCUGUGAGUUACCUAGAGCGUAUGCACACCCUGAAGAAGCGCGGUCCAAUACCCUGUAGCCUCUAUCUGGAGCAGAUAGUCCGCCAGUCUUUACUGUUCAAGGAUAGGUCUCUCUCUCUCAACAUGCAGAAGAAUAAGCUACUUGAUAUGCAUGUUAGGAAGAGGGCCUCGUCCUCGGAGGAAAUCUGUAUGCAGACAUUGCGGGACACCCAGGUGCUCUUCACAAAGGUGGCCAAGAAUUGGGACUGGGACCUCAUAGAAUAUGUCCUCAAGUGGCCAGAUGAAAAACUUCGGAAACUUGAAGACCAGAUAUAUCUGAGAUUUCUGAAGCGGCUGUUUUUCUACUUCUCGCCAACCAACCACGAGUUUUCCCGCUUAGAGGCAGACCAUGAGAUGGGGAGCAAAAUUGCCCUCGUUGGAUGUCAGCUCAUUGACUUCAUUGUCAAAGCAGACCAGGAAGAAGGUGUGAAGCUAAUGAGAGAAUUCCUCACAGACAUCUCCCUGUGCUUGUCAGAGGUAGCCCUGCGAAGAAUAGCCCCUGAGUCUGUUCUCAGCCCGGGUAACGUGAUCAACACUCUGUCCCACUACUAUUUCCUGUUUGUGGGCCGGUUCUCUGUCAAUACACGGGGAGAUAGACAUGUCGAGAAGGCUGGGAUUUAUCAGCAUUUUCUGGACAUCAUAUCUGCAGCCCCGCAGGACAGCUAUGUGAAGCUGAUCACGUCCAGCCUACACUAUGGAAGAGAGGGGAACAGUAGGGCUGUACUGACAAAGGCACUCUGUGCUGGACCAGAGUCUGGUCGUAUGUAUGCAACAAAGCUGAUGAGAGUGUUGUUGCGGGCGAAGGUCCAGGGAUUCUCGUUGUGGGGGAUUGAGAGUCUUGUCAACCAGCUGUAUGACCAGAGUCUCGGUGUUGCCAUGACAUCUCUAAGUAUCCUGGAGGAGGCCUGUGAACUCAAGGAGAACCUGGAUGCAGUGAUAAAGUUGAAGCCUAACUUCCUGCACCUUGGUGAGAAGGGCCAGAUGAUCCUGUGUCGCUACAUGUCCACCCAGUCAGGCUUCCGCUUCCUCACAGAGGCAAACUACACCAUGAAUGAACUCAAGAAGUGGCACACGUCCUUCAAUACCUGCUAUGUAAGAAUAGUUGAAGAGCUUCUUAAUUGUGCUUUAACUACGUAUGAAAAGACCUACCAAGGCUCGUACACGAGGCGCUCCAGCAAGAAGCGACAGAAGAGGGAUGUGUACCUGCCCUUCCAUCUGUAUGGUGAGCUGGUCCAACACAAAGAGGGAUUCCAGCUACUUAGACAGCAGACAUAUCUUGAGGGCUACUUUGACUGCAUUCGUACCUUUGAGCCCCAAACUGAGAGUGAAGUCCUGCAGCUCAAAACAGCACUAUGGGCUGUGGGUCACAUCAGCAUGUCAUCAUGGGGUGUGAGCUGGCUUCAGGAUGAAAAGAUUGUCCCUGAAAUAAUCCGCAAGGCUGAGGAAUCUAGCGUAUAUUCCAUAAGAGGGACAGCCUUCUUUGUGUUGGGGAUGAUAUCCACAACGAGGGAAGGGGCCGAACACCUGUCUCAGUAUGGCUGGGAGUCACGUUGGAACACACGGGCUGAACGCUGGCCACUUGUGGAGGACCACUCUUCACUCCUAGAUGAAUCUAUGGAUGAAAUGCAGUCGGAGAUGGGGUUUUCCAUGGGUGCCUCUCGACUAGAGCUGGGCAGUCCUGUGAGCAACCUGGAUUUUAUUGCUGAAGAGCAUUUUAAACUUGGGGCUACGGGGAGGUCGUUACCAAAUGGUGAUGAAGAUGAAGAUGUUGAUUGUGAUGAAGACGAACAGGGGCUAAAUAUGCCUUUGUUUAGACAAACAUCAUUGACUUACAGCCCUGAGUUAAGGCAUAAAGGUGUGCGAUUAAAACACAGGACAUUACCCCUGCCUGGAAAAGGCAAUAGAAGUCAGACUGUACCAUCCCGGUCACUCACUAUACGUAGUCAGGCCUUCAGCGAGGGUGUGUCAGACAGGACUCGUAGUGUGGAGCACAUAUCAGCUGGGAGAAGGGAUUUUAAAAUAUCUAGUGAACAAAGGAGUCGAUCAUUUAAUUUAGAUGAUAAAUUCAGGAAUUAUUCCAAAAAUAGUGCCAAAGCUGUGAUAGACAGUGAUGGAAAUUCUUAUGAACAUAAGAAUGAAAAUAACAAUAUUAAUAGUCAGUCUGAUGUUAUAUCUAAAUCUUCCACGGAUAAAGAUAGUGAUGAAACAUGUAAAUGUGAUUCAGAUAUCGAAACUAUAUGUGUUCAGAGUGAUUGUUCAUUAACUUCGACAUCUCCAAAUAAUGCCAAAGACAACCCUGACAAUCAGUCAGAACAGUCAUUAUUAACAGGCUCAGCACAAAACCAGCCAAGUUUAAAACCAACAGAACAAAGUGAUGUAUUAAUAAGUGUCACAGACACGGAUCAGGUCACAAAAGAACAAAAGGAUGAAUCUGAUAUUAGUGAGUCAUCUAAGAGAAAGAUUCAUGAUGAUGAAGCAGCAUUCAAAGCAGAUAAGAGCAAUAAUGAGGAUGUUGCAGUAAACCAUGAGGGAACUGAUGUGGUUCAAAAUGACAGCUCAGCUUUAAUUGUAGAGGGUAAUGAAGGUUCUUCUGAAAAAGGGCUUAAAGCAACAGAUUCAGAUGAAAUGUUCAGAAGACCGUUGCUUAAAGCAUCAAAGGAAGAACAGAGUAGCAGCAGUGAAAGUGGCAGAACUACCAGUAGUAAAAGUCGCGCUGAUAGUUUUAACACUGACACGAACACUAGUGGUAUAGGUUCUUACGAUUCUGGUCACCAUGGUGUAAUGGAGUCUCACUCCCUUAGUCCGAUAGCCAGUACAAACUCUCUUGAAAUAGGGGAAGUUCAGAUGAGACAUAAGGAUAGAAAGGAUUCUCGUGAAAGCAACAUGCAUCAUUCAGUGAUGAUGCGACGUAUGUCGAACCUUACCCGUGUUCCGAGUGUAAGACGUCAGUCUAGUCCAGGGAUAGGUAUUUUGCCAGCUUCCAAAUAUUUUGACUUUUCUGAGAACGCCAUUAUGUACACCACAGCUCGGGAUGCGAUGGGAUAUGCGACUCUCAGAAACUUGAUGAAGAGCAGACAGAUCAGCCUGGAUAUGGAGUCGGACUAUGGAAUUACCAACCUGUAUGACAGUUUUGGGAGCUCUUCAAGCUUAAACAGAACCUCAAGUAUAGACAGCACUGCAUUACAGAGGCCAACCAGCUUAAUGACUUACAAUCUAAGUGGUAUUUCCCUGAGUGAAAUGGACGCUUCAGGGAGUUACCCUCCGAAGGCGCGGCUCUACCAGCAGCGCCCCCACACUGGACAGGCAGAGUUCAGGGGACUCACCCUCCCUGUAGACAUACACAUGAUGUUUGAGGCCAGUGAGACAGAUGACAAAGAGGGCUGUAUUCUGGGAGAAAACAUUUCCCGCCAAGUGUCUUUCAUGCAACAGUCUGAAUCUGGAGGAAGCUUGUUUGUAGACAGCACAGAGGGGGGUAAACUGCCGAAGAGUGAGAGCGGUCAGGAUAUGGGGGCUGUCCGGCAGGAAAUUGAGGCAGCACGGGGUUCCCGUUCCCGAGCAACAUCGAAUGUGGAUGUGACACCUCAGCCCCUGUCCAGUGAACACCUUGUGGACUACUGUGUGCUAUGUAGGGGCCGUCGCAGUAACAGCAACAUGCACACCACGGAUGAGGGUGAUGUAGGUGAGGUGGGUGGGGCUGGACGUGGUAGGGGCCGGUCUAGCAGCGUGAAUGAGGCCCUGGUAGACACCUCCAGUAGCCUCAAUAGUACCGGGUCUGACUCGUCUGCCUCCAAGAUGAGUUAUGACACGCCAAUGGGGAGGACGCUUGUUCGUAAAGAGAUGUUACGAUUUGUCAUCAACCUCAGCAGCUCUGUGGGAGUGAAGGGAGCGGAACAGGGAUUGCUGGCAUUGAAGCAAAAGUUCCCUAAGGCGUUCCAGGAUCUGUGUUUCUACUCAGACGUGUCCCAUCUGUUGGGAACCUGUUCAUUUCGCCUCACGGCUCGCAGAUUUGUACAGGAACUAUUUGAGGAACUCAAUAUAACAAAGUUGUUGGAUGAGGCGUGUGACAUUCUGGGUAUAGAUGAUACAGCAGAAAAAUCUGUCGUCGACAACACCCUCCCAGAACAGUUCGAUGGUUUCGAUGACUUCAGUUGACACCGACUUACAAAAUGCGAGACUUGUCGAAUUUACCAGGUUUAUAUGAUUGGCCUAAUGAACUUUGUAUAUGCCAGUCUGGUUAGCAUUGGCUUGGUUUCAAAUUCCAGCCAGGGCUUAUGUGAUGUUGGUAACCAAGUUGUAUCACUUCCUCCAAAUUCUUAUGUAUUCCUUUUGGUUUUAAGACCACAGUCAUUGUGCCAAUUAAUAUUGUGUCCAGAUUAUAACGUUGUAACAGGAUUGUAAACAUGAUACAUACGAUACAGGUAAUUCCUGUCUAGGAAAUCUAUUAUUAUGCAGUGGCAAUGGUGUUCAGAUUAUCAAGAUUAAUCGAACAGUUUGCUUAUACACAAAUUAAUAUACAUAUGUACAUGGUGAUUAAAAUCAGAAUUUUGGAUAAACACGUCCAAAUUCUUACAUAACUGCUUGGCAUCAAAAGUCAUACCAAGCCCUGUAUAUGAAAUCAAAAAUUUGUUCAAGCCUUACACUCAUUUAACCAGUGUAGGGCUUGAGGGCUUGAGCUUAUUUGCAAAUCACUUAUGUAUGUGUUACUGUAUAUGCAAUUAAUUUUCAAUGUGAGUCAUCCCAUACAGUCCACUGUUUUAAUUAUGUUAAAGAUGGACAUUAAAUGCGUUUGUCUGUAUUGCUGCUUUUAUCUUGAGAUGAAGAAACUACCUGUAUGCAGUCUGUACACCAAGAAUGUGGUCAUUAUUUCUCAUAAACAUAUCCAAGCUUUAUCAUUGUAGUUAAUGUUUACACUUGCAAGUGGACUCCUUUGUGAUGAAUGGUUACUGAAAGAUGUAUUUUUGUAAUUAUAUACUCAAGAAUUGUUGACUUAUUUAUUAAAUUGUUGAGAUUCAUGGUAUAUUGUACAUUGAUGUAUAUUUAUCCUGAUCUAGGGUACAAUUUGUUGCUUGUUAAGCGAUUGUAAUGUUUUGUUGUUUUGAAUGUUAAAGAUUUAUUCCAAAGUCUGUUGUACGAAAACCGUUACCAGGUAAUUUUGUUCUAUUUUACAUAUUUAUAACCAUUGUUAACUAUAUGAUUUGUAUAUAUAUAUAUGUAUGUUAAUUGGAUCGGGAUGAAACUGAUAGAAUAAUAUUUUUAUACACUUCUUUUUAACUCUUUGAAUUGAUUAAAAUUUUAUGCUUAAGGGAAGGCCUAUUGUAAUAACAACAUGAUAAAAAGACAUGCUUGUGUCCGUCCAGUGCUGAUGAGUUUUAACUUAAAAGGUUAACUAUCAGUGGGUUAAGUGAAUCUGCAAAGGUUCAAGUUAAGUUUAUUAAGUCUGCAGCAAAAGAUUGCAGAUAAAAUGAUGAAAAUGCCAUUUUCUUGUGGAUAAUUUCACCCGGCAAGUGGUAUUGAAUGAAUACUCCCAUGAAGUCAUUAUGCCCCCUUCAGACUCUACUGUGAGUGUGUUUUCCUUUAACUUGGUUCUUUAUUUCACUUUGUAGAUGUUGGAACAAAAUGCUUUUAUUCACCACUUUUGGUUGCAGACUACAAAAACCUGACUUGAACCUACGUAGAUUCACUUUAACAUUGAUCCACACAAGCUGUCCACCUCAACUUUAAAUGCUAUUGUCUUAAACUUCCUUACCUCAAGCGAAUCUUUGUCACGAUAACCCAUAAAUGUUCAAAAAGAUGGUUAAUUUUUUGUCUGUCUAUCUCCUAGGAUUGAUAAGGUCCUACACUUGAUAUGCAUACAUCAUUCUCUGUCAUAGCCUAAGUCAAACUGUAGAUUUGCUAUAUUUAGGGAGGGAUAAAUGAUAUAAUAUGGAAGCAAUCCAUAUGUCCAUGUCAAGGUGAAAGAUUAACUCACAGAAUUGGUCUAAACACAAAGACCCUAAAAAAUCCCUUGUGAAUUAAAGCUGUCUAAAGUAAUCAAUGAUUAUUCCUGAAAAUCAUAUUUGUUUACGUUAUCUUUUAUUAUUGGUAGAUUAAUCGGGCAGUUUUGUUACGUUCCUGUAAUUCAAUAGACUGAUCACAUCAGUGCUGAUGAACCAUUUUGAUUCAAAUGGACACAUGGAAGUGGAAACAAUUACUUAAACCACUGGUUAGAUGAUUAACAUUAUAUAUUAAAUAUAGGUGGUGUGUAAGCUUAUUUAUAUUCGCACUCGGGCAACGCCAGUUUGGCGAUUACUCCGAUAAGAUUGUUAGUCAUUUUACGUUUUUGGAGCAUAGUGUACAGACAGAAUGUAACCCUGGUUGGAGCUACCCUAGUUAUUUAAUGUGCACCAGCCUGUAGCACUGUCACACUGGACCCCCAUUUAAGGUCCCUCCUGGAAGACUAUUAGUAUUAUUUAUAUUGUUGCGACGGAGAAUCAAACCUGCAACCCCUGGAUUAACAGUCAAGUGUGUUACCAUUAGACCAUGGAGCCAACACACAUUAUAUAUACAUUGUAUUUAAUUGAUUUUUGCAUUUUCUUUGGUCAGUGUUAUUAGUCGUGCAAUAAACAGAUUCUAAAUGUAUCGAGUUUCUAAAAGCACAUACUGGGUUAAAAGCAAAACCAAAUGAGCUACAUGUAUGUUUAUAAAUUCAGAGUUAAUGUCUGACCAUGACUUUUAAGUACAAUAGAAUAUUGUUGACGCCAAGUUCACUCACCAAUAUAGAGUUGUGUCUAUUGUUUACAUGGUGUUUUUGGUUGUGUCAUUUAACCAGUUUUCAACUCCAUUUAUUGUUGUAGCUAAUAUCAUUUGUUUUAAUUAUUUAUUAUAAACAGUAUAUCCAUCUUAUAAUACAAGUGUGCAAAAAGACUAUAAAUGAAAUAAAUGAAAAAAUAUU